AUGGUGGAGGUUUUUAUGGUGCAUCCGAAUCUGCAACUCUCGUCUUGUAAUAAUGAUCUCACUAAGGACCUCAAUCGGUACAAAUCGGUUUAUGAGACCCUUCAGGAGAGAUAUAACGAGCAGGUCAGAGCAUUUGAAAAAUCUCACGGAGGUUCCAAAGAGGACGACGGGUCGUUACAAUAUAAGGAACUGGGUUACAUAAAGUAUUUCGUGGAUUUGGCACAGAAGGAAUACGAAUACAUGUGUUCAUACUACCAGAUCAAUAAUAUCAUACGGAAAUACUUUAGUAAGCAGGAGAUUUCCCCGGAGAUGGAAGAAGAAGGGCUGGACCUUAUUGAAAAGGAGAUGGCGUCCUAUAAGGAAAUCGAGAAGGAGCUGGAUCAGCUCAAGGCCCGCAGAGGCGAUGUGGAGCAGCCGAUUGCUGAAUACUGUAAAAGGCAUCCGGACGAUGAGGGAUGCAAAAAUAGGAAAGAGCCUCUUAUCGAUACAAUUAAUGCACAUAAUUAA
Komagataella phaffii GS115 is the source of this 507-nucleotide messenger RNA. RefSeq lists its product as hypothetical. The transcript has a single exon. The record is from RefSeq and is a predicted model, not a curated record. The coding region runs from base 1 to 507 and encodes 168 amino acids. Lineage: Eukaryota; Fungi; Ascomycota; Pichiomycetes; Pichiales; Pichiaceae.